Trematosphaeria pertusa is the source of this 602-nucleotide messenger RNA. RefSeq lists its product as uncharacterized. The coding region runs from base 106 to 474 and encodes 122 amino acids. NCBI's taxonomy places the organism in Eukaryota, Fungi, Ascomycota, Dothideomycetes, Pleosporales, Trematosphaeriaceae. The record is from RefSeq and is a predicted model, not a curated record. The transcript is spliced from 2 exons.
CCUGGACUAGGUGAACUUGAUCUACCGUGCAUAGACCCAUACCGUCUCGACUCGUAUCUUGCCUUCAGCUUUGAACAAAGACCAGCGACAAAAGCCAACAUCAACAUGUCCAACGACAACAAAGACCACAUCCCCACCACGAACGAAGACGAGCAGCAGGAAGAAAACAAGGGCUCCGGAGGCCUUCUCGCGCCCUUAGGCGACCCAGUCGGAAAAGUCCUCAACACGGGCCUCCGCCCCCUCGGCGCGCCCCUCGAGAAAGUAACCCAGCCGCUCGGCAACGCCAUCGGCGGGACGACGCGCGGCGCGCUGGGCCCGCUGCUCGGCGAGAAGGACGAGCGGAUGGAGGUCAUUGGCGGGAACAACAAGGAUAGCUAUGAGCACAAGCCGGAGAAGAUUGCGGGCAAGGAGCAGACGGGGGAUAAUCCGUUGGGGCUGGAUCAGACGGGGCGGUGGGGGUUUAGGGAUGAGUAACUGAGUGGGUGGGUAGAUGGUGGGGAUGGGAUCUGUGAAGGGGUUUUAUAUGAGUAUAUGGAUAUGGUUAUGAUUGAGGGUAUUGGGUAUAUCAGGGCUGAUAGGAGAUUGGAAAAUCCAUAAAUGAC